UCUUAGUGUCUCACUCUCGCUAGAGCAUUCACAGCAGCUCACAUUCGAAGCUCUCCUCAGCUGAGUUUGUUCAAGCGGACGGUUAAAUCGGAGGGCGAGGAGAGGAGAGGGGAAAAACAUGACAGAGGGACGGAGAGCAGAGAUGGUGGAGGAAAAACAGAAGAAGUUGGAAAGAGUGAGGCAGACCCACUGUCACUUGUAGCUGAAAAGCGAUUGAAGGCCUUACUUGGAUAUGAACUCAUGCAUGAAUUGGACUUAAAAACAAAAAAGCAAGCCGGGUGCCAUGCGGUCGUAUGGGAUUCAGAUAUCAGACUGGAUCGAUAAGGAAGUGGAAGACAUGCUGGAAACUGGGCGGGAGUUCUGAGGAGAGAAGGAGGAAGCACAGUGAUUUUGUUUUGUGAGAAUGAACACUGAGGCGGUUGCACUCUGAUAACUAUGAAGGAGACAAACUUUUGCUUGUGGAGGGGGAGUGGUAAUAAAGCAUUCAGACUGUUGAAGAGCCUGACAAAGGCCUACUUGACGUGACAACAUCAAUAACCAGUUGGAAGGAUAGGAGGACAAUGGAGAAAAAAAGACAGACCUUUAGGACACAGACAAGAGGAUGAAGAUGAUUAGACAGGUAAAGGCAAAACAUGUUUAAAAGUAAAAGGAGAUAAAAAAAAAACUAGAAUAAAUAAAGAAAGUAAGAAGCAGGUCCAGGACAAAAAAGGCUCCCAAGGUUAUCAUUUAUCAGUGUUGACAAGAAAUAAUAAGUUAUCACAAUGUUCAUGAACUUUCGCCGUAUCCACAAGUACCAGUUUGUGCAGCUGCUGGCCACUGCCCUGGUACUCAGUGUGUUGAUGGUCAGCUGGGAGGAGCUGGACCAUCAUGUGGUCAGUCAUGUGAAAUCCUACACAUACCGCUAUAUGAUCAACAGCUAUGACUUCCUCAAUUCUUCCUUUACCAUCACGGCCAACCAUCCUCACGGAACGGGUCGUUUUCGCAAUGUAGGUGGUGCCUUAGUGAAUUAUCCAUACCUCAUCAACCACCCAAAGAAAUGUGAAGCCAGAGAUGGAAAAAACUGGGACGAUAUCUUUCUCCUUCUGUUUGUGAAAUCCUCACCAGAGAGCUUUGAACGGCGCCAGGCCAUCAGAGAAACAUGGGGAAACGAGAGCUUUGUUUGGUCAAAGCUGGGGGUCAGGGUGAGUCUACUUUUCCCCAUUGGGGUUCACUCGGAUGUUAGACAGAGAUCUGAGAUACAGAGUCGGUUGUUGAAGGAGGACAAGAUCUAUGGAGACUUAAUCCAGAGGAACUUUGUGGAUACAUUUCAUAACCUGACCAACAAACUGAUUCUCCAAUUUCACUGGAGCCAAAACUACUGCCCCAAGGCACAAUUUGUCAUGUCUGCAGACGAUGACGUCUUCGUACACAUGCCUAAUCUGGUGAAGUACUUGCAGCAUCUCCUGACUAGCCAGUCGGGAACUAAAGACUUGUGGGUGGGACAUGUACAUAGGGGAUCCCCUCCAAAUCGCCGUAAAGACAGCAAAUACCACGUCCCGUAUGCGAUGUAUCCCUGGCCUUCUUAUCCAGACUACACUGCCGGAGCAGGGUACGUGGUUUCAGGGGAUGUGGCUGCUAAGAUCUACAAGGCAACUCUCGUAAUGAACUCCUCCAUGUACAUUGACGACGUCUUCAUGGGAAUAUGCGCCAGUGCCAUGGGAGUCUAUCCCCAGGGCCAUGUGUACUUUUCAGGGGAGGCCAAGACUCCGUACCACUCCUGCAUCUAUGAUCACAUGAUCACGUCGCACGGCCAUGCCGCAGAUAUGCGCUCACUGUGGCAGGCUGCAACGGCGGAUAGAAAUCCCACAGGAUUUAUGGGUAAUGUGUAUUGUACAGCUGUGAGGAUGGUGCUGCUGUGUCUGCCAUACUUUCAGAACACCUACUCCUGCUUUGCUGCUUUUACAUAAAUGGUCACUGAGUGACCUAGGACCACUGAAUGCUAAAUAUCCCAAAGAAACACAACAAAACCAGAAUCAGAGAGAUUUACAUUCACAUUAUAACUAAACUACCACUUUUAAGUUUGCGCUUGAUCAAUUAAGAGCUCUUUAGAUGACUGACAUGUUAUGAUGUAUGAUUACACAUGGCAGAGGAAUAGAUACGACCAUCUUAAUAUUUUUGGGAGAGAACUGGCACAAACAUCAUCUCCAUAAAAAUCCUGUGCCACUUUCUUUGGAUCAGGAAGAUAUAUCUAUCUAUUAUCUAUCUAUUAUCUAUCUCUACCUUGGACUAUGUUUACAACCAUGACUGACAUUCAUCAUCGUUAUCAUCAUCAUUAGUGCAUUUCACACUGGGACACCAGUCAGUUCAAGAAAAACUACAUCUUCCACACUGAGACCUUCACCUGUUUGGGACAAGUCAGGGUUGCAGGUAUCAAUGCGUGGCUGUUUUGCACCUUCGAUUUGUAUUUCAAAUCAAAUUGAUUUAUAUUUCAAAUCAAAGGGAAGUCAGGGCUUUUAUGCAUCUACUUUUCCAGGAUCAUUUGAACUUUAUUUCCCCUUCUUAGCCCUUGUUGCCCCCUCAUAAUUCUGUCACUUCCUUCCCUGCCACUGCUGCUCUGCUCCAUCCUGUUGAACACAUUCACUAAUUAAACUAUAGUUUAUUGUCAUUUGUUGUCUUUUUUUAUGUGAAUCAUGCCUACAGAGCAAAACAGAUUUGGAACACAGUGGAAAGUGACUAAAGGAGGACAGAAGGGGAGAACAAAGUGUUUGAAUUCCAAUGUAUUACAAUUAAGAUAGAAGAACUUAAUAAUUAAGAAAUAAUUUAUUUUAAGGGUUUUAAUAUUUUACUAAUUGUUUUUACAUAUUUUGUAUGAUUGUGUUUUUUUUCUGUUGUUUUAUUAGCUCGGCUGUAAAGUAAAUGAGGCUAAUGAGUUUAAAAAAAUUAAUAAAUAAAGAAAUUACUCUGA
Molecule: messenger RNA, 2944 nt
Organism: Mugil cephalus (flathead mullet)
Lineage: Eukaryota; Metazoa; Chordata; Actinopteri; Mugiliformes; Mugilidae
Gene: b3gnt5a
Product: UDP-GlcNAc:betaGal beta-1,3-N-acetylglucosaminyltransferase 5a
Exons: 2
Coding region: 762-1946 (394 amino acids)
Biological process (GO): brain development
Cellular component (GO): membrane
Source: RefSeq, a predicted model, not a curated record